Alternaria triticimaculans is the source of this 918-nucleotide messenger RNA. RefSeq lists its product as uncharacterized. NCBI's taxonomy places the organism in Eukaryota, Fungi, Ascomycota, Dothideomycetes, Pleosporales, Pleosporaceae. The coding region runs from base 1 to 918 and encodes 305 amino acids. The transcript has a single exon. The record is from RefSeq and is a predicted model, not a curated record.
AUGGCGUCAUCAGGUUCCAAAUCUUUCCAGGACCACCAGAAGGAAUUCUUGGAAAGCGAAGCCAGACGACCCGCGAACGACACCCUUCAUUAUUACCGGCAACAAAACCAAGCCAUCACCACACGCCUGAGCCAAGCUCUCGACAAGUUGAGCGAGUACGACGAGCGCAAUAAGGAGGCCCAAGCCAAAGAGCUCGAGCUUAUCGAUGCCAACGGGCGCAUCCAGGUGCUGGAAGAAAACUUCAAAGAGGUGAUUCGUCACAUCGAUCCGAUGGUCAAGUGGGAGUCGAUGAAUAAGGCUGUGCAAGACUUUGUAACUGGAGUUCUUCACGACGACCCGUCAGCCGACGAGGCACACGCAGCAGCGAGUCGUCGUGAUCCGGAUUUGGGACGAUUCGUCCGCGUCAUGUUGACCAAGAUUUCGGAAUACGAGCAUCUUCUUGAACAACAGAAUGUCGAGAUCGCGAACUUGAAGCUUCCGCACGGUCGGGUCAAACCCAGAACCACGGAAAUCAUCGAAACCAGGGACUACAAAGACGCUUCUGAUCGAAUGCACAACAUGGGCUUUGUGAUGCAGUCUGUAUUCGAGUACGCCUACAAGGGCUUCCACCACCGAGAGAAUGUCAGUCCCGAGGAGGAAAACUACAUGAAAUACCUCUGCACACUGUACGCGCGUAUCGCACAGGUCAUAGAGUUGGGCUGGAAAGAUGAGAAAAAGAAGAAUGUGGGAGAACGCCCUUUGCGAUCCGACUUCCACACCAACCACGUCGAGUUCAACGGGGAGGACGGUAUGUACUUGACGACGGUGAUCGAGGUAGCGCAAGAGGUGAAGGACGAUGAAAGAUGCGUCGACACUUGGAAGAACCCGCAUGGAAUCACGGCAGGCCUGGAGGAACUGAUGAAGGCCGCGCAGCUGUAG